Molecule: messenger RNA, 2507 nt
Organism: Aspergillus brunneoviolaceus CBS 621.78
Lineage: Eukaryota; Fungi; Ascomycota; Eurotiomycetes; Eurotiales; Aspergillaceae
Product: Zn(II)2Cys6 transcription factor
Exons: 4
Coding region: 106-2055 (649 amino acids)
Biological process (GO): positive regulation of transcription by RNA polymerase II
Cellular component (GO): nucleus
Molecular function (GO): transcription cis-regulatory region binding; zinc ion binding; DNA-binding transcription factor activity, RNA polymerase II-specific
Source: RefSeq, a predicted model, not a curated record
UCCAGCUUCCACCCCCUGUUUGCCCUUGAUUAUUAUUUUUGUAUACGGUAGCGCAAACGCUGCAUAUUGCCGCUCAUGCUUCCCGGAUGAUGUGAGUGAGGCAACAUGGCCGAUGCUACGCAAGGGAGUUCGCGUGGCAUUCGGAAGCCGCGAAAAUCCCGGGGCCGUGGAUUGCGGGCCACCACUGGAUGUCUGAUCUGCAAAAAGCGUCAUGUCAAAUGCGACGAGGCUCGCCCACAAUGCGGUCCGUGUGCCAAAGGCAAGCGUGACUGUGUCUAUGGCACUGGCACCACGAGUCAUCCUCAAGCUCCUGGCUCUGGGCCAAUCACUACUCCUGCUCUCGCCAUCCAUAAACCUCCCUCAAUAGAGCAUCUGCCGGUGCGAAGCCAAGUGCAUGAGCCGCUGCAAGUCCUGGUCGAUGCUUGUCAGCAUCAACCUCCCGCACCCGAAACACGGCCCUUGGCUCGUUCCGCCUCCAUACCAGCAUCGCCAGGUGUCUCGACCAGCCAGACACUGACACCGGCCUUUCCAUCCCAUCAGAGUAUUUAUCUCACUUCGCCACCCUCGACCCACGAUUUAGCACCGUCUCCUGCAACAGAUUCCUCUGUCUCCUCGAGACUGGCCCCUCUCAGCUGGUUCGAGUUAUUGGCCAACGAUGCCGUCAAUGCGGAUCGCAGUCUGGUCCUGUCUCCUGCCCCAGGGGACCAUCUCGCCGGAGCCGUAUCCUUAACCAACUUCCUUCCACGCUCCAAGAGGGAGUGUGAGAGUUUUCAGGCUGCAGCUUUCAGACGCGACCCCGAGCUGGAGAAUCGCCUACCCACGUCAACCACCAACCAGCAGCCCGUCCGCCCCGAUCACCCUUCGUCAUGGUCCACCCCGGCUCCAAUCGAGUUGACAGAAUUGGAGCACCUGCUCUUUAGCCACUUCGUGCGGAAUGUAAGCCGCUGGUUCGACUUCUACGACCCCGGGCGCCACACAGCAUCGAUAGUCCCUCAGCUUGCUGUAAGGAACACGGGGUUGAUGAAAGCCCUUCUGGCUCUUUCAGCCCGCCACCUGUCAAUUUGGCAUGCUAGAAAAGACCAAGGACGGGGUGCCGGUUUUGUUAUGCCUGGAUCGUCGAAGAGCUUUGCGGAUUUCCCGGCCGUGGAUCGCCACCUGGCCGUCCAGUAUUACUAUGAAACCUUGAAUUACCUCAACAAAGCGAUGCAGUACCCGAGCUACGCGUCCAGCCGCGAGCUGAUAUCGACUGCCUUGCUGAUCAGCACGUACGAAAUGGUGGAUGGAUCCAACAGUGACUGGGAACGACAUCUGAAGGGGGUGUUUUGGAUACAAAGAUUCCAAAACAACAACGGCGAUUGCGGUGGCCUGCGCCAAGCGAUCUGGUGGAUUUGGCUGCGACAAGAUGCCUGGGUGGCCAUGCGUCAACGGCGGCGUCUGUUCAGUUUCUGGAAACCCGAGCGGCCCAUCUCCUCCCGGACCGCCCCGGAGCUAGCUUGCUUUGCAUCUUAUCUGCUUGCCCAAUGCAUCAACUACGCUUCUCAGGAAGAAACGGUGUCGAAUGACAUACAGAGCCGGCUGGAAAGAGGUAACGAGCUCCUCUGUAUGCUGCAGGAAUGGCAGGAUUGCCUGCCGGCGGAAUUUGACCCCCUUCCCACUGUACAGUACACGGAUGUCUUCCCACCCAUAUGGGUCCAUCCUCCCCCGUACGCGGCUGCUUUGCAAAUCCAUAGCCUCGCUAGAAUCCUUGUGAUUUCCAAUCGCCCCCCGACCGGUGACUUCCAGGACUACCGGGCGGCACAAAAGAUCCUGACGACCGCUGUGAACACCAUUUGCGGCAUUGCGCGGACCGUAGCGGAGGACGAACUUGCCGGUGGACUGACGGCGCUGCAAUGCUUAUUUGGGGCGGGAAUGAGCGUUCACGCCCCUGAUGAACGAGCCGCACUACUGGAAUUGAUCGAUAAAUUCGAGCGGCUAGUGUGCUGGCCCAGUUAUUCGCUUCGGGAUACCGUCGAGGCGGAGUACGCCAAAGAAAGCCUGGCUGGGUCCGUGGGAUGAAAUUUUCGGGUUGGACCUCGGCAAUCUCCCUAAUUGAUCACCAAGGCCGAUCCUCGGCUAUCCACUCCCCCACAUGGCUUGCGAUAGACACGCCGUCAUACCAGAGGAAGACCCAUCACGCCAGGGAAUGGAAUUAAACAGUGGGUUCUGGUUAUCUGAUCGUGGCUGAUCUGACCUUCUUCCCGAACCCAUUUUUGAGAUCUCCGGGCCAAACUCGGCUUGAGACCGAGACCAUCUGUGCCGACACUGACCGCGCAGGUGUUACGUGGUCCUGCGGAUGAAAGUUUGUGCCCAUGAUCCAUUGUAUAAUAGAAUGAGCUAUGAUGUAUGAUGAAAGGGAGAGACCCGUAUUGAACAUAGUCGCGCGUUGGUCAUGGGGGUGGACGUCAUGGACUGAAACAUCUUGAAGUGAGACCUCUUGUUUGACGCACAACAUACGGGAUAGACCAAAG